Molecule: messenger RNA, 516 nt
Organism: Aphanomyces astaci
Lineage: Eukaryota; Oomycota; Saprolegniomycetes; Saprolegniales; Verrucalvaceae
Exons: 2
Coding region: 1-516 (171 amino acids)
Source: RefSeq, a predicted model, not a curated record
AUGGGGCUCCACCAACGCGCAAAAGCGCUGGGUAUUUGCGUGUGCCUGGGGUUUGUGGCGUUUUCCCUGGGAAUAGUGACCACAUUCCUCCCAAAUCUGUAUCUAACUGCCGCCAGCUUGUGGCUGGUUUUGUUCUUUGGCGGGUCCAUCCUUCCAUCCUGCACGGGGAUUUUUAUCAGCGCCACGCCAGUCCAUCUGCGGUCGCUCGCGUCCUCCGUGUCAGUUAUGGUGUUUAACCUGCUCGGGUACGCGUUGGCACCGGCGUUGACAGGGUCGUUCAUGGAACUGAUCCACAACAACCAGGAUGACCCCCAUAGUUAUUGGUAUGAGUGCGAUGAAGCGUGUAUGUAUCGCGUGGGCUUUCGCUGCUGCCUCGCGUGGAGUGUAUGGUCUUUGCUGGCCAUGUUAGCGGCGUACAUUGUGGCCAAGCGGCAAGCGGCGGCGGCUAUUCGGACUGGGGAACCCCCGCAGCAUCACAUACAACGACCUGUGAAGGCGGCUAUGAUCAUGCACUAA